Lodderomyces orthopsilosis Co 90-125 is the source of this 1593-nucleotide messenger RNA. RefSeq names its product GMP synthase (glutamine-hydrolyzing) (gene GUA1). Gene Ontology annotation, cellular component: cytosol. The transcript has a single exon. Gene Ontology annotation, biological process: GMP biosynthetic process. Bases 1 to 1593 code for a protein of 530 amino acids. The record is from RefSeq and is a predicted model, not a curated record. Gene Ontology annotation, molecular function: GMP synthase activity; GMP synthase (glutamine-hydrolyzing) activity; ATP binding. Lineage: Eukaryota; Fungi; Ascomycota; Pichiomycetes; Serinales; Debaryomycetaceae.
AUGUCUACUAAUCUUGAAGAUGUGCCAAUCGAAGUUUCCAAAGUAUUUGACACCAUCUUGGUGUUGGACUUUGGUUCCCAAUAUUCCCAUUUAAUCACUCGUCGUUUGAGAGAGUUUAAUGUCUACGCCGAAAUGUUGCCAUGUACUCAAAAGAUUUCGGAAUUGUCUUGGAAACCAAAAGGUAUCAUCUUAUCAGGGGGUCCAUAUUCUGUCUAUGCUGAAGAUGCCCCACAUGUUGAUCACGAUAUUUUCAAAUUGAAUGUUCCAAUUUUGGGUAUUUGCUACGGUAUGCAAGAGUUGGCUUGGAUCAAUGGUAAAGGUGUUGCUAGAGGUGAUAAAAGAGAAUAUGGUCCAGCCACUUUGCGUGUUGAAGAUAAGGAAUGUUCAUUGUUUAAAGAUAUUGAUCACUCACAAGUUUGGAUGUCACAUGGUGAUAAAUUACAUGCAUUACCAUCUGGCUUCAAAGUAGUAGCUACUUCAGAUAACUCUCCAUACUGUGGUAUCUCCAAUGAAACUGAAAAAAUUUAUGGUAUUCAAUUCCAUCCAGAAGUCACCCACACCUUGCAAGGUAAGCAAUUGUUGAAAAAUUUUGCUGUUGAUAUUUGUCAAGCUCAAACCAACUGGAGUAUGGAAAACUUUGUUGACACAGAAAUUGCUAGAAUAAGAAAGUUGGUUGGACCAACUGCCGAAGUUAUUGGUGCCGUCUCUGGUGGUGUUGAUUCAACUGUUGGUGCCAAGAUUAUGAAAGAAGCUAUUGGUGACAGAUUCCAUGCUAUCUACGUCGACAAUGGUCUCAUGAGGUUAAAUGAAACUGAAAGUGUGAAAAAGACCUUGGACGAAGGCUUGGGUAUCAACUUGACUGUGGUUGAUGCAGGUGAUUUGUUCCUUGGAAGAUUAAAGGGAGUCACUGACCCUGAAAAAAAGAGAAAGAUUAUUGGUAACACUUUUAUCAAUGUUUUUGAGGAGGAAGCUGCUAAAAUCAAGCCACAUGAUGGUUCAGAAGUUGAGUACCUCUUACAAGGUACUUUGUACCCUGAUGUCAUCGAAUCCAUUUCUUUCAAAGGUCCAUCCCAAACUAUCAAAACCCAUCACAAUGUUGGUGGUUUAUUAGAAGAUAUGAAGUUGAAAUUGAUUGAACCCUUGAGAGAAUUAUUCAAAGAUGAAGUUCGUCAUUUGGGUGAAUUAUUGGGAGUUCCACAAGAUUUGGUCUGGAGACACCCAUUCCCUGGUCCAGGUUUAGCAAUCAGAGUUCUUGGUGAAGUUACCAAGGAACAAGUUAAAAUCGCUCGUGAAGCUGACGCCAUUUUCAUUGAAGAGAUUAAAAAGGCUGGUUUGUAUAGACAAAUCUCACAAGCUUUCGCUGCUUUGUUGCCAGUUAAAUCAGUUGGUGUUAUGGGUGACCAAAGAACUUAUGAACAAGUUAUUGCUUUGAGAGCUAUUGAAACUGUUGAUUUCAUGACCGCUGAUUGGUUUAUUUUUGAUGCAGCAUUUUUAAAGAGAGUUGCAUCUAGAAUUGUUAACGAAGUCGAUGGUGUUGCCCGUGUCACCUACGAUAUCACUUCUAAGCCACCUGCUACUGUCGAAUGGGAGUAG